UAUAUAUAUAUAUAUAUAUAUACAUUAUAUAUUUAUUUAAAUCUAUGUACCUGCUUAACUUCCUGUUAAAUUUACCUGCUGUCACAAACAUGGUUAAAGAACAACACCUGAAUGAAAACAGGAAGCAGGAAGUAAAAUGUUUCCUGGGGACUGUAAAAAGUGAUGUACACGUUGACCUCACUCAGAGCGGCCGUCGGUUUGAAAACAAGAUGAAAAGGUGGAAACAUGAGGCGUGGCUGGAGACAUGAUGUCACGAGGUGAUCUGACAGCGCGGCUCUUUUCUGUGAGCGACCUCUGAUCGGUCUGGACUUUGGAGCUUCAGCUUGUUUGCAGAUUUCACACAGAACACAUAGACGAGUAGUCACGAUGAAGGGCUCUCCUCCUCCUCCUGCUCCUCCUGUUCCGCCGCUUCUUCUUCCUCUCAUUCUCCUCUUCCUCCUCCAUCCCAACGCUCCAGCUGAUGGCGGCCAUGUUCUGGUGUUCCCAGGCGAGUACAGCCAUUGGUUGAACAUGCGGAGCAUCAUGGAGGAGCUAGUGAGGAGAAACCACUCUGUCACCAUUUUAGUUUCAGACGCCUCGCCAUCAGUCAACUACAACAACCGCCGCGAUGCAGCCAAGUUCAACUUCCUGGUUUACAAGGUCCCGUUCAGCAGAGCCGAGUUACACGGCCUCACAAAGGACUUCAUCCACUUCUCCAUGUACGAGUCUCAUGUCUCGUCUUCGCUGCAGAACUUUCUGAAGGUCGUUGAUUUCAUGCGCCGGUCGCUCGUCUUUGGGAAGCAGCAGUGUGACUCCAUGUUGAAGAGCAAGCAGCUGAUGGCGACUCUGAGGACUGCUGCGUUUGACGCCGUCCUGCUGGACCCGAUGGUGAUGUGUGGCGACCUGGUGGCCGAUGUGCUCAGCCUGCCGCUCAUCAUCUCACUGCGCUUCUCGUUCGGCAGCGUCCUGGAGCGGCAUUGCGGCCACGCGCCAGCGCCGCCCUCCUACGUCCCGGUGGCUCCGCUACCAUACAGCGACCGCAUGACAUUUGGGGAGAGGCUGAUCAACACCAUGACAUACAUGAUGGUGUCAGCAGUGUCCGAGCUGUUCAUGGGACUGAUUGAUAACUACUACAGCGAAGUCAAAGGAAGUCCCAGCAGCGUCUGCAGGACUCUGGGGAAUGCCGACAUUUGGCUCAUCAGGACCUUCUGGGACCUGGAGACGCCACGACCGAUCCCGCCCAACUUCAAACAUGUGGGCGGUCUGCACUGUAAACCAGCCAAUCAGCUGCCAGAGGACCUGGAGGCGUUUGUGCAGAGUUCGGGUGAUGCCGGUGUGGUGGUGGUUUCCUUUGGCUCCAUGGUAACCAACCUGACGACAGAGCGUGCUGAUGUCAUCGCUGCUGCCUUGGGACAAAUUCCACAGAAGGUCAUCUGGAGGUUCAGAGGAGAAACUCCGAAGACACUGUCAGCAAACACUGAGCUGUUUGAUUGGAUCCCUCAGAACGACCUGCUGGGUCACCCGAAGACGAGAGCGUUCGUGACACACGGCGGCACCAAUGGUCUGUACGAAGCUGUGUAUCACGCCGUGCCGCUGGUUGGAGUCCCACUGUUCGCAGAUCAGCCCAAUAAUCUCGCCCAUUUCAGCCGCCGCGGCGCUGCCAUCGUCCUGGACUUCAACCACCUGACAUCUGACAAGCUGACAGAAGCGCUGCAUGCUGUUAUCAAUGAGCCGAGCUACAGGUCCAGCAUGCAGCAUCUGUCAGUGCUGCACCACGACCGCGCGGUGGCGCCGCUGAGCACUGCUGUCUUCUGGGUGGAGUUUGUGAUGCGACACGGCGGAGCGCGACACCUGCGGCUGGCGUCACAUGACCUGAACUGGUUCCAGUAUCACAGCGUGGACACCUUCGCCGCCCUGCUGGUCACCAUGACGACUGCUGCGGUCGUCUGCUGGGGGGGCGUCUGGUGCUUCCUGCACCACUGCAUCAGACAUCGAAUCAGAGAAAAGAACGACUGACACAUUUUCACGUUUCAAUAACAAAAUGAAUCAAUAAUCGAAGAAGAUUUAACUGAAUUUUAAUUUUGUUCAUUUAAAUAAAGUUUAAAGAUUGUAUUUAAAAUAAAAGUUCAAACAUAACGUUUGUUUCGUUCACAUGCUCAGAAAUAAUCUGAUUACCUUCAGGUGUAAUCUGAUUACCUUCGGCUGCAAUCUGAUUACCUUCAGCUGUGAUCUGAUUACCCUUUUACAGUAAUCUGACUACCUUCAGGAGUAUUCAGAUUAGCAUAAUCAGUAAUCUGAUUACCAUUUGAAGUAAUCUGCUGCUCUGCCAGUCUGUCUUGCUAUUUGUUGUUGUCUGUUUGUAUGUUUGUUGUUGUUUGUUGCAUUGCUUGUUUUGUUUUUGCUGAUGUUGCAUUGUCCGUUCUGCUGCAUGUGUGCGCUAUUUUUGUUGUUGCCGUGCUGCGUGAUGCUGCUCUCUGUUAGCCACUUUAUGCUGUUUGUCCCUUAUGUGGUGCAUGUUGUAUGUGUUGCUGUUUCUUUUAUCUUUUGAUACCCCUCUAAUCCCUGUCCCCUUCUCCUCAAGAGGCUCUUGCCUUUUGCUAGGCCGCCAUUGUAAAUAAGAAUUUGUUCUUAAUGACUUGCCUGGUUAAAUAAAGGUUAAAUUAUUUUUAAAAAUCCGAUUACCUCAAAUCUUCAGUCAAGAGGCCUGUUCUCUUUAACCAGCCCGGUGAUGUUGACACACUGAUGGAUAAAGGUCUGUCUCAAAUAUAAGCCUGUCUCAAAUACAUUUGUUAUAGAUCAUUAUUCACGUCGGCGGCAGUGACACCCCGUUACGCCAAUCGGAGGUCACUAAAAUUAAUAUUGCCUCAGUGUGUGAAUACGCUAAAACUAUGUCGGACUCCGUAAUUUUCUCUGGACCCCUCCCAAAUCUGACCACUGAUGACAUGUUUAGCCGCAUGUCAUCAUUUAAUCACUGGCUGUCCAGGUGGUGUCCAGCAAACAAUGUGGGUUUCGUUAAUAAUUGGCAAACUUUUGGCAUUCAUUCCACUUUGGAUGGAGCUGCUCUCAUAUCUAGAAACCUGGCAAAGAUUACUAGUAAUUCAAAAACCUGACAACCCAGAGUUGAGAUCAGGCGCUUCAUUUAUAAAGGCUGCGUACACACAAAAGAAGGUGUUCGCCACUCUUAAGCAAAGUUUGAGAUUUAUAAAAAACAAACUUGACGGGAGAAUGUGCGGUCCUCCACACAAACUCUGACCCUGCCGUACACACAUGAACUGGAGAAAUGAGAAACUGCGACUCCGAUGGCAGAAGGACGAAACGUCCUCCUGAUACUAUUGUGUAUAAAAUAAAUUAAAAUAUGACCUCUCACAGAUGAUAUGAAGAGGUAAUUUGGAAAAAAUAAAUAAAGCCGUUUUUACAGUACAUAAACUCCUGUGUGAUUAAUACUCACGUAACACAUGAUUCAGGAUGAUAAAUAGUUUAGUUUAGUUUAUUUACUUUAUUAAUCCCCCUGAGGGGAAAUUCAAUGUUUUCACUCUUGCUAAAUAAAGACAGAGAUAAUCUGUCGUUAUCUCAUACACACCUGUAUCUCGUCAGACAAUUAAAAUAUUAAGCUAUGAAAAGGCACACACUCACAAUGCGUAAACACACACAAUGGCUUAUUUGGCACUGCUCGAGGAUGUGGCGGAUGGGAGACUUCGGGGGGAGCGGCUCUUCAGGGACCAGCAAGAUCCAUUGGCCCAUGAUGACGAGUGGCUCAUGAGCCGGUUUUGACUGCCACGCGCUGUGAUCCUGGACCUCUGUGAUGUGUUGGGCCCGGCACUACAGAGGAGCACCCACAGGAACCACACCAUGCCAGUCCCUCUGCGGGUGGUAACAACACUCGGUUUCCUGGCAACCGGCACCUUCUAGAGGGAACUGGCUGACAGGUGGGGGAUAUCCCAGCCUACUGUACCUUCGGCCGCAUUAUGCCAGACGUGUUAGGAGGUAUCAUUGGUUUGUCACAACGGUACAUUAACUUUCCUUACACGGUGGGUGAACAGGCAAACAAAAAAAUGCAGUUUGCAGCAAUGUCCAGUUUCCCCAAUGUAAUCGGGGCUAUUGACUGCACUCAUAUUGCAAUAAGGGCACCA
Molecule: messenger RNA, 4109 nt
Organism: Epinephelus fuscoguttatus (brown-marbled grouper)
Lineage: Eukaryota; Metazoa; Chordata; Actinopteri; Perciformes; Serranidae
Product: UDP-glucuronosyltransferase 2A2-like
Exons: 7
Coding region: 367-1995 (542 amino acids)
Molecular function (GO): UDP-glycosyltransferase activity
Source: RefSeq, a predicted model, not a curated record